AUGGAGCUGAAUAGCAACUCGCAGCACCCAACAGAGGACGAUACCUUGGACGCCCUUUACGAGGAGCCUGGAGCUUACGCCAGUUCGACACGGAAGUCGUUUGGUUGCAGCGACAACAUCACACUCCUGAUCGCAGUCAACGACGCCAAGCCCUGGACAGCCUCGUCUGGGUCGCUCAUGAAGACAUGGACGGACAUAGCAAGCGACCUCAAGGCAAACCGACGUUUCAAGGUGGACAAAGACGGGCAAGGCUGCAAGACUCGCUUCGACAAGCUGACAAAGGCGUACAUGGAGCGUACUCUUACCGCAAUGCGUGGAAGCGGGACGGAUGAAGAAUUCGGCGAAUGCAAGCAACCCUUGGAGGAUAUUUUGUCACAAGUGAACAACUUCGUGGAGAAGAAGAACGCCCAAGCAUCGCUUCUUGUAGCGAAGAAGGACUACAAAAAAAAGAAAUAG
This is a messenger RNA of Aphanomyces astaci, 456 nucleotides long. RefSeq lists its product as hypothetical. The transcript has a single exon. The record is from RefSeq and is a predicted model, not a curated record. Bases 1 to 456 code for a protein of 151 amino acids. NCBI's taxonomy places the organism in Eukaryota, Oomycota, Saprolegniomycetes, Saprolegniales, Verrucalvaceae.